AUGGGCGACGGGAAGGCGAAAAAGGAGAAGAAGGCCAAGAGGCACAAGAAGGAUCGAAAAAGCGGCAAAAAAGAGAAGAAGGCACAUAAGCACAAGCGGCGCGAAGAACUGUCGACGGCAGGAACACCAUCUUCUCGUGACGAUGCCAGCUCCCCUGAUGCCCAACCUGCAUCUGGCCAGAUUCAGGAAGCUCCCACUGAGCCAGCCAGUGCUGCAGUGGGCAUGCAGCGCGAGGACUGGAUGCUGCGACCCCGGCCAAGGAGCAGGCCACCCCAACGGGAGGGUGGUGGCACCAGCGAGGCGGAAAGGGCAGUCCCACAGAGCGCACAAGUCUCAGAGACGGUCAAGGGUGGGCUGGUCAAGGGCAGGGCACCAACCACCUCAGGGGCCCUUGUGGGGGACGGCGGAGCAAGCUGGAAGAUGAAACGCCUGAAACGGCUGCAGCAGCAAGCCAAGCAAGAAGGCAAGACACUUGAGGAGCUGGGGCUUAGCAGGGGUAUUGAUGUGGCAAAGCUGCUGCAUGACGCCAUGGCAACCCCGGCUGCGCACGCGUUGGCGCACCAGCAGGCCGCCAGGGAGCGGACAAGGGCCUUGGGGGGUGCCAGGGAUGGUGGGGCCAGGGGCCACGGGUACAUGGCAGACGUGAAGAGCGAUGCAUCCAAGAUGCGCAAGCCGCAGGAAGGGAGGAGUCUGUCAUGGAGGAAGCCCGAUGGGGCGGCAAGGGGAGGAGGAAGGGACAGGGGAGGACCCAUCCUGGAUCCUGCUCUGGCAAGGUUGGCGCCAAGCUUGAACAAGUUUGAGGAUGAUGGGAAGUUUAUGGAGCGAUACAAGGAUGAGGACCAAAGCCAAGGUGAAGAAGAUCACCAACAUAAUCCUCAGGUCGCAGAGCAAAGUUACAGAGAGCAGAGUCCAAAGCCUCCCCAGAGGACUGAGGCGGAGAGCACACCUGAGCGACCAAGCGAACGAUUGGGCAGCAGUGGUGGGGGCGGUGGUAGCUUGCGUGCAGGCACUGAAGCCACAAAUCGCUCUGCAGCAGACCUGCUGAGGGCCCGACUUAUGGGGAAGCGCGCCUCUGCUCAGCAGGAAGGUGCUGCCGAGGGCACGGCCAGGAGCGAUGAGCCCGCCGUCGUGCAGCUGCCCAUGGUGGACGCGCACGGCCGCGCCGCGCCUGGCGCCUUUGGCCGCGAGGCCGCCCUGCGCUCCUCCGGGAAGCCAUCGACCAAGUUCGGCGGCGACGGCAAGCGGGAGAGGUACUUCGAUGAUGAUGAUGCUGACCUGCGCACCCUGGUGAAGCGCGCGCGCCACGGCGACGACGGUGGCGACGUGGACGCCGCGAUGGCUCGCAGGAUCGCCGGGCGGAAGCAAUUCAAGGCGGCGGACAUGAAUGCGGACGAUGAGUACGAUUUCGAUGUCGGGAUAGACGCGCUGGAGGCCAGGGGCGGGGGAAGGAGGAGGCGGGAGGGGGGCGGGGAGGUGGACAGGCAGAAGCGGCGGCAGAUCACGGACCUGAAGAGGCUGAACGCCGUGGAGGAGGGGUGCGUGUAUUGUUUGUCGUGCCCCAGGCGGCCCAAGCACUUGAUGGUGGCAAUGGGGAACUGCGCGUACCUGAGGCUGCCUGAGAGGGGGCGGCUGGUGCCGGGGCACUGCAUGAUCGUGCCGAUGGAGCACACGCCGUCCUGCCGCCGCUGCGAGGACGACGCCUGGACGGAGUUGCGCAACUUCAAGAAGGCGCUGCUGCAGAUGUUCCAUGCAAAGGACCAGGAGGUGCUGUUCAUGGAGACUGCCCUUCGCCUUGACGACUACAAACGUCAUGCUGUGGUGGAGUGCGUGCCGGUGCCACCAGGAACGCUGGCCAAGGCGCCGAUGCAUUUCAAGGCGGCAAUCGACACAGCCACAUCUGAUUGGAGUCAGCACCAUGCCAAGAGAAUAAUCGAAACUGGGAGGAAGGGACUGCAUGGCAGCAUCCCGCCCAAUUUCCCAUACUUCUUUGUGGAGUUCGGCCUCUCCAACGGCUACGUCCAUGUCGUGGACGAUGUGUCAACGUUCGACGCUGGCUUUGGGCGCAAGGUGGUGGCGGGCCUACUGCGGCUGCCCCCAGAGGACGUGCAUGGCAGGAACAAGGGGCAGGCUCGGCGAACCCACGACGCUUGGAUCGCUGAUUUCCAGAAGCACUGGGGCCCCUUCGAUUGGACCAAAAUGCUGAUGUGA
Molecule: messenger RNA, 2208 nt
Organism: Ostreobium quekettii
Lineage: Eukaryota; Viridiplantae; Chlorophyta; Ulvophyceae; Bryopsidales; Ostreobiaceae
Source: the annotation of a GenBank genome assembly